Betta splendens (Siamese fighting fish) is the source of this 4360-nucleotide messenger RNA. RefSeq names its product hydroperoxide isomerase ALOXE3-like. Lineage: Eukaryota; Metazoa; Chordata; Actinopteri; Anabantiformes; Osphronemidae. Bases 962 to 3052 code for a protein of 696 amino acids. Gene Ontology annotation, biological process: linoleic acid metabolic process; lipid oxidation. The transcript has 15 exons. The record is from RefSeq and is a predicted model, not a curated record. Gene Ontology annotation, molecular function: protein binding; iron ion binding; oxidoreductase activity, acting on single donors with incorporation of molecular oxygen, incorporation of two atoms of oxygen.
UGUCGCUAGACAGCCAGUGAAAUAAAAUAGAUUAAAAUAGAAAGCUUGCUUUUCUUGUACCUUUUAUUUAGACUACAUUAGACUACUUUGCCUUUGGAGAAAUGUAUCAAAGAUCCACUAAUAAACAAAGCGGAGGGAGCGCUCACUAUCUAGGAUCCCUGAAGGUGCAGAAUUGUAACUCUGCCAAGAUUUUUGGAACCAAUACUUAACAGCCUUCAUCAUCGUCUUUACUAACUUAUUUACAUUUUACCUAAAGGCAUCAUAUAGAUAAAGAAACUAUUAGGAAUUCAGCUCCACCCUAUAGUCUAAUCUGGAAAUAUAAAAUAUGACAGUGGAUGCCAAGUCAAUAACAAGCAAUGUUCGUAUACAUUGCUUAUAUGUUUGUGUGGAGAUAAACCCAAUACAAAGGAGCUGAGGUCCAACCAUAUAAUAUUUUCUUUAAUAAUGUUGUAUGAAAAUAUUUAUUCUGUUCUAUUCAUUAAAGUUCGGUUCAAACACAGGCUGAUGUUGAAAUAAAACUGUACACAUGAAAACACCUUUGUGAAGAAUGUGUAUGAAUGUACACCCUUAUAAACCUUUUAUCACCAUUGCCUAAUGAACUGUGAUGCAGUCUUUGAGAUUCAAUGACCAUUUCUUCAUGUAAUCUAACAGUUUUUCUGGAGUUUUUAGGAAAUUUACCAGCGUCAAUAAGUUGCACAGGUUUGUUGUCAAGGUGGCUUGACAUUCUACACAACUUGAGAUGCAAAAUCUUGAAAAACACCUGUUGUUUAUUUCGGUAUCAGCUGUGAAGCUGAGGGGUGUUGUCAGAUCUGGGAGGGUCACUCUCAUUCGAGUAAGCUUCAGUUUUCCUUGUUACUGACUUGGCAAGCCUCCACUGUCAGCUUCUGUACAUUCAGAUAGCACUGUAGCUAUAGGGUGGCGCUACAGUAUAAAGAGUUCUUACAGUCACAACUAAAUUUGUAUGUGGGUUUGCUCAAUCCAAAUAGCAACUCAUCAAGGGAGCAUCUCUCAGAGGACUCUUCUACCUUCCAGAGUGAACAUGGUGGACUAUGAAGUGACAGUGUCUACUGACAAUCGUGUUCAAGCCACGACUUUGAAUAACAUCUACCUUAAGCUGGUGGGCACUGAUGGGGAGAGCCAACGCAAAUGGCUGAUGGGCUUAAAAGGAGCCACAACUUUCAUCAGAGGAGCAGUGUCCACCUUUACUUUGACCUGUCCUGCAUCCCUUGGGAAACUGAUUCUGAUAGAGCUGGACAAACAGCGCCUGGUACUUAUUCCAGAAAGCGCUUGGUUCCCUGCCAAGAUCGAGGUGAAAUCGCCUGAGGGAAAUCUCUACAAGUUUCCCAUCUACCGCUGGAUUGAUGACAAUCAAACGCGUUACUUCAGAGCAGCAACAGCCUUGAAAGUCUUUGAGGACACCAAUCACCUGGGAGCUUAUAGUCGCCAACGAGAGAUGAAGGAGCGAGAGCAGGACUAUAGCUGGGCUGUUUACGCAGAGGGAAUCCCUCACUGUCUUAAAGCAGAUGACUAUCUUUCUCUGCCGGCUGAGGUCCAGUUUUCCUUCACCAAGGAUGCAGAGUUUAGGUUCACAGCAGCCACAGGUCUGGUAGAGCUGAAACUGAAGGGACUGAAUGAUUGCAAGGAGCAGUGGACUGACUUUGAAUCUAUUAGUCGUGUGUUCUGGCGCAAACGGGCUGAAAUUUCAGAGUAUGUUGAGGAACACUGGAAGGAGGACGCUUUCUUUGGCUUCCAGUUCCUGAACGGUGUCAACCCCAUGUUGAUCCGUCGCUGCUCUGCUCUGCCCAGUAACUUGUCUGUCACUGAUGACAUGGUCUUCCCCAGUGGUCAGUACAGCUUGGCAGAGGAAAUGAAGAAAGGCAACAUCUUCCUGUGUGACUACAAGAACCUGGAUGGAGUCAAAGCAAACACCAUCAAUGGGAAGCAGCAGUACCUGACUGCUCCUCUGGUCCUGCUCCACAGAACCCCUGAUGCUAAGAUGAUGCCACUUGCUAUACAGCUGAAGCAGACCCCAGCAGACGACAACCCAGUCUUUCUACCAUCUGAUUCUGAGUACGACUGGUUAACGGCCAAGAUCUUUGUGAGAAGUGCAGAUUUCAUUGAGCAUCAGCUCAACACUCACCUGCUGCGAACCCACCUGCUGGCUGAAGUCUUUGCAGUGUCGCUGCUGCGCAACCUGCCGAUGGUGCAUCCACUGUACAAGCUCCUCAUCCCUCACACUCGAUACACUCUGCAGAUCAACUUUUUAGGUCGGCUUUCUUUAAUAUCUGAGACUGGAGUUUUCACAAAGUUUUCAGCUUCUGGUGGUGAGGGAAUGACCACGAUCCUGAAGAGAUCUCUGUCCUCGAUGACCUACAGCUCCCUCUGUUUACCAGAGGACAUUGCUGAGCGAGGACUGGAGGCUGUGCCAAACUUUUACUACAAGGAUGAUGGACUCAGACUCUGGAAAAUCAUCCACAGGUUUGUUGAAGGGAUCAUUGGCCACUACUACAAGAGUGAUACAGAUGUUGAGAAAGACUCUGAGCUGCAGAAAUGGAUUGGGGAAAUCUUUGAACAUGGCUUCCUUUCCCAGUCAGGCACAGGAAUUCCACAGAGAUUCUCCACUGUGACGGAGUUAACCAAGUUCGUCACCAUGGUGAUCUUCUCUGGCUCAUGCCAGCACGCAGCUGUGAACUCUGGACAGUACGACUAUGGUGGCUGGAUGCCCAACACUCCCAGCACCCUGCAACUUCCUCCACCGACCAGAAAGGGAACAACAAGUGAGAAAACGAUGCUGCAGACAUUUCCUGAUGUCAAUGCAACAGUUCAGAUCAUGGCCACGCUGUGGCUGCUCAGCAAACAGUCCUCUGACUUUGUUCCUUUUGGCCAGUACCCAGAAGAACACUUCAGUGAGCAGAUUCCCUGUGAGCUGAUAAAAGAUUUUCAAGCAGAGCUGAAAAAGUUAAGUUCUGACAUCAAAGCCAGAAACAGCACCUUGAAACUCCCAUACCCGUACUUGGAUCCAGCAGAGCUAGAGAACAGUGUGGCUAUUUGAGUGUUGGGACAUGAGACAUCAUCAGAACCACAAUAAAGUGAAUUUACAGUGUUAACAGACUUAUGUUAAGAGGAAGUGAUGCUACACUUUGGGUCAAUUCCAUCUUGAGACGUGCUUUCACCUCGUAUCAUCAUUGUUUUUCCUUAAAAUGGUACAAUGUCAUCUUAAGAACAAAAGUGUGUGUUUGUACACUUGAAUGAUGGAAAAUUGAAUGAAUAAAGCAAAUUCAUGUAAUAAUAUUUUCUACAUUCUGAACUAUUCACUGAAAUGAUUCAACACGGUAACCUUAAAUUUUACAAUUUUACAUUGAUUACAGUACAUACAGUACAGUACAUGUGCUCCCAAAUACCACUGUAUCUUAUACUAGCUCAAGGACUGAUUAUAAAUUAUUGUACCAAGAUACAAUAUUGUGACCGUGACAGGUACCUCCCGGCGUUAACUCUUUGAAAAAUAGUUCCUUUAAGUUUCUUCCCUGUUUGCAACACAAUGCAAAAUAUAAUAAUAUAUAUUAUAUAAUAUAUCAUAAUUAUAUUUACAAAGGGUUUUUUACACAAGAGCGCUUGAUGAAACUUGGAACCAACCCUGAAAUACAGUAAGUCUAUUGCAUUAGACUCAUGUACAGUAACCUCUAGAUUUAAGCUUCAGGUAGUCCUGAUUUACAUUGUUUGUGUUGGUGUUUGUGCUUAGAUCUAACUCUAAAAUGUAACUAGGAUUCCAUCAUUGAGUUUUUGGUGAAUGUUUAUCAUCUUGUGUCCCAACAUGUUCCAAUUUUCUCUUCCUUAUACUUCACAUACUACCUUUAGGAUCUGGUUUUAGUAAAUGUACUGUAGCAUAUUUCAUGAUCCACAAAUCUACUGUAGUAAGUAAUUCUGUGAAAAAUUCUAUUAACCUAUGACUGUCAUAAUUGAACAACAUUAAAGCAUAGUGUCCUUCAAAGCCUUAAAUUUCCUACAUCUCAAUGAAAAGAGACAUUUAAGACAUUAGGGUUUGUAGCCUUGUUUUUACCCCCUGGGGGCCAACAUCAGCUUCUGUGACUCAUUAGCUGUGUGUUGUAAACACCCACACAAGAAACAAUUCAUAAACUUUUAAAAAAAGGUUUAUUUUGAACUACUUUGGUCUUUUAAGCCAUGAAAGUGCAAAGACAUCCUCCACCUCUCAGCUAAAAGUUACCAACAGGAGAUGAAACAGACAGAGAAACACUAUCUUACAGUAUAUAUAUUAUAUAGUGAGAGUUCAGACAGGGCACAGGUUUUAGACUUAUACAUUACAAAAAUUUGCAUGCAUCCAAAUUGGCCACAUCUUAGACUG